AUGUGUAACGGCAGCUCCAUCACUGAAUUCCUCCUCCUGGCAUUCUCAGACACACGGGAGCUGCAGCUCCUGCACUUUGGGCUCUUCUUGGGCAUCUACUUGGCUGCCCUCCUGGGCAACGGCCUCAUCAUCACAGCCGUAGUCUGCGACCACCACCUCCACACCCCCAUGUACUUCUUCCUUCUCAACCUCGCCCUCCUCGACCUGGGCAGCAUCUCCACCUCUAUCCCCAAGGCCAUGGCGAAUUCCCUCUGGAAUACCACAUACAUUUCCUACACAGGAUGUUCUGCCCAGAUCUUUCUGCUAGUCUUUUUGAUUUCAGCAGAGUUUUCUCUUCUCACCAUCAUGGCCUUUGACCGCUACAUUGCCAUCUGCAAGCCCCUGCACUAUGGGACCCUUCUGGGCAGCAGAGCCUGUGCCACCAUGGCAGCAGCUGCCUGGGGCAGCGGCUUUCUCCAUGGUGUGCUGCACACUGCCAAUGCAUUUUCACUACCUCUUGUCCAUGGUAAUGCUGUGGACCAAUUCUUCUGUGAAAUCCCCCAGAUCCUCAAGCUCUCCUGCUCAGAGUCAUACCUAAGAGCCGCUGGGAUGGUUGUGGCUGAACAGGCCAAGUGA
Messenger RNA from Oxyura jamaicensis (ruddy duck), 615 nucleotides. Its product is annotated as olfactory receptor 14A16-like. Gene Ontology annotation, cellular component: membrane. Gene Ontology annotation, molecular function: G protein-coupled receptor activity; olfactory receptor activity. NCBI's taxonomy places the organism in Eukaryota, Metazoa, Chordata, Aves, Anseriformes, Anatidae. The transcript is spliced from 2 exons. Gene Ontology annotation, biological process: G protein-coupled receptor signaling pathway. The coding region runs from base 1 to 615 and encodes 204 amino acids. The record is from RefSeq and is a predicted model, not a curated record.